This is a messenger RNA of Pocillopora damicornis (cauliflower coral), 496 nucleotides long. RefSeq lists its product as uncharacterized. The record is from RefSeq and is a predicted model, not a curated record. Gene Ontology annotation, molecular function: calcium ion binding; protein binding; signaling receptor activity. Lineage: Eukaryota; Metazoa; Cnidaria; Anthozoa; Scleractinia; Pocilloporidae. Gene Ontology annotation, cellular component: plasma membrane.
AGUAAAGGUGAACAACAGAUUUCUACAUCUUCAAAAGAAGAUCUUCUCAGCAGACUGAGUCGAGUCAUUUAUGACAAUCAGUAAGCAGUCAGACUAAAACGAACAAGCUGGUGACUAAGGAAUGUUGAUACUACGAUAUCUAUCUCUGCUAGCGGUUUUAAAUGGAGCUCAUGGGACAAAUUAUGAAAUAAAAGUGACGACAUCGCAGGAACCCUUUGCUGGUACUGAUGCACGUGUGUACGUGAAUCUUAUUGGCGUGAAUGGUGCUUCCACUGGCUCCAUAAAGUUGCAUAAUUCAAUGCAGGACUUCGAAAGGGGAAGAACAGACACAUUUAAUCGAGAUGCAAGCCCAGUAGGCCAUUUGAAGGCUAUAAAAGUGCAUCGUGACAAUUCAGGAUUUGGACCUAACUGGAAACUAGCUCGGGUAAGCUGUUAUAAUCAUUACAGAAUUUUCCUGAUAAUUUCAGACUCUAUUUAUUGUGCGCAGCUUUCAUAG